CAGACGGAGAGUGCAUACUUCGCGAGAUUCGAUUUUACCGGUUGAAAAUCACAUGUGAUAAACUAUUUCUCGCGAACGAUUUACUGAAGAGAGGUAAUAUUGACUUGCUUCAAAACCAAAUCAACGAAGGGCCAAACAAAUGGAAUCAGAAGCGAGGAAAAGGCAUUCUGUCAAUAUCAUCCAUACCACGCCCCUACAGUAUACGGUUGGCCAAAUUCCAAGAUGAGCCACAUAUAAUGCACUUCAUACGGGAGAAUUUCUACUGUGAGGAGCCGUUGAUGCGAAGUCUUAAAAUCACAAAAUCUGUAGCGAACGCUACCUUGGAAUGCUAUUUGAGUGCACAAUUGAAACAUGGAUUCAGUAUGCUAGCCGUGGCAAAAGAUAAUCGAAUAGUUGGAGUUGCGAUGAAUCAGCGGAACUGUCAGUGGGAUGGAGAUAAGCUCAAGCAACAAGGGGAUACGAUUCAGUGUGAUCCUUUGCGAAAACUCUUCUACAUCUGGUCAAUCGUUUCCACUGAACCGCAGUUACAUCAGAAGCUGAAAGCUUCUUGCAUUUUCGAGAUUUCCAUCCUUGCGACCGCACGUGAGGCCCAGCGUCAAGGUAUUGCGUUACAAUUAACGCUCCAUUCCCUGCGUUUGGCACGUGAUUUGGGCUUCGAAGUUGCACGAAUGGACUGUACCAACGAGUACAGCUCAAAGGUGGCACAUCGAGCGGGUAUGGAGUGCAUGUGGUCGGUACCGUACAAACAUUUGGUGGACAGCGAUAAAAAGUCGGUGGUGCAACCGGAGGAUCCUCACACCCACAUUCGGGUGCACGCAGUUCGACUGAAGGAUGUCUGA
Toxorhynchites rutilus septentrionalis is the source of this 839-nucleotide messenger RNA. RefSeq lists its product as uncharacterized. The record is from RefSeq and is a predicted model, not a curated record. NCBI's taxonomy places the organism in Eukaryota, Metazoa, Arthropoda, Insecta, Diptera, Culicidae. Gene Ontology annotation, molecular function: N-acetyltransferase activity. The coding region runs from base 237 to 839 and encodes 200 amino acids. The transcript has 6 exons.